Messenger RNA from Miscanthus lutarioriparius, 408 nucleotides. Lineage: Eukaryota; Viridiplantae; Streptophyta; Magnoliopsida; Poales; Poaceae. The record is from the annotation of a GenBank genome assembly.
AUGACGUUACUGGAGGAUUUGAUCCGGGCGAUAGAGCUCUGGCUUCGGAUUGCAAAGGAGCAGGUGCCCUUGGUUGAUCCCACCCUUGACCCAGUGUUACUUGUUCCUGGUAUUGCUGGUUCCAUCCUUGAAGCUGUCGAUGAGGAAGGAAACAAGGAGAGAGUUUGGGUGCGCAUCCUUGCUGCUGAGCAUGAGUUCAGAGAGAAGCUCUGGUCCAAAUUUGAUGCCUCCACUGGUAAAACUGUUUCUGUUAACGAGAAAACAAGAAUCACUGUCCCUGAGGACAGAUAUGGUUUGUACGCCAUUGACACAUUAGACCCAGACUUGGCCACCGUGGUCGUUCACCCGGAGAAAGAAGGGCGGCAGCAUGUGGAAGUUAGGGCUGUGGGUGUCAGCCAUGGUGGCUAA